AUGAAUUUUGAAGAAGUUGAUUACUUUUUCAGCUUUUCAGAAGAGCUUGAUUUACAUUUACACUCACUUUCCGAUUGGAAUGGAAAUGAAAGCGACAUGCUGGAGUUUCUUGAAGGAGCCAGCAAAGAAGUGCGAAGAAAAGCCAGCAGUGCUCUAUAUUCCUUAUUAAUGAAAGAUUGCAAUUCUAGCAGAGCUCAAUGAAUCUCAAGCAUCCAAGAAGCUGCAAUGAGACUGUCAGAGCAAGGAGCGCUCCCGAUUCUUGCGAACUAUUUAGCGUUAGUUUCUGAAGAGAUAAAUAGCUCAGAGCACAGCAUGGCUCAAGAGCAAGAACUGCGCACAGCUUUAAACAUUCUUUUUCUUAUGUUUAAAUUUCUCCCUCAAGAGGAAUUAAAAUCUGACACAGCGUUUUAUUCCUCCACCCUUGAAGAUGCCUUAAUGCAUUUAAUCAAAAUUUCCACAGAAAUCAGCUUUAUCCCGAUAAAAAAAGUGUCAAUGCUUUAUUUGGCAUAUAUAGAGCUCAUUUUGGAUUUUCCUAAUAAAAAUGAAACAAAAUUCUCUAACUCCCCGAGCGAAUAAAACCAUUGUAAAAAUCCCUAUGUUUUGGCACCCUCUGCAAGCAAACAAAAUUUUUUAUGAAAAAAUAUUUUGAUAUAUAAGUGAUAAUUAAUAUAAUGAAAUCUCUAACUAAUUUUCGGUUAAAAUUUAGACAGCUUGUAUUUUAAAGGAUAAAUUUUACAAAUUAAUUUAAUUUACUCCUCAAUCUUUACGAAAAUUGAUUUUUUAAAUUUUGAAAAAACAAUUUAUUAUAUAUAAAUUUUAUAAAAAAAUAAUUAACCAAAGAGGAAGAGUAAAGAGAUUUUAGAAGGAUUAAAAGCAGAGACUCCAAGACACAGAAUUCCACCUAAUAACGCUGUUGAAAUGUUUUACGUGAGUUUUAUUGUAGAGGAGAAUGAUGAGAAAAGAAAACCCUCUCCCACAGAUCAUUGUUGUGGGCUUAUUGCGAGCAUUAUUAAACUGCUGCCCAAAUGCUAAUACUAAUGGGGUUGACAUUAAAGAAGAAUGGCUGUCUCCUCUGAGGAUGUUUGAAGAAAAUGAAGAAUGCUUUGCAGGCUUUCGGAGAAGAUUUAAUUGUCAAUGCCAACAAUGUAACGAGUCAACUCAUUCAGCAGAACACACAAGACAUAAAUUCAUUACAGGACUCUACAUAUCUAAAAUAUUCUUAUUACUGAUGAUGAGGUUUAAGCUAAACCACAUUGUGCAGUUCUCAUAUCUAAGCCAGCUUAUGGCAGAUGCUAACGGGAUUUUAGUAUUUUUAAAAUUCUUAAACCAAGAUUUUUCAGGGAACGAGGUCAUAAAAACCCCAGCUUUACCUUGUUUUUCUGAAAUCCACAGUGAAAAAAUCGUAGAAGACUGUAUUUCGACCAUGCUAAAAGUGACCUACAAGCUAGUAAAAAAUCACCCAGAGAGAAUUAAGGACAAUCUCAUUCAAUACAAAUCUUCUCUUAUUUUCAAAAGAAUCCUCAAUAAGCUGCAAGUUGAAGAAAUUCAAAUAGACUCUUUAAAGCUACUAAGAGUGCAAGUAAAAUAUCUCAAUAAAAAAUGAAAAAGCUACCCAUCAAAUAUGCAUAUAAUAUCCGCAAUUUAUCACAGACUCCAAAACAAAGGCGAAGACUGGAUCAAUGAUAUAGAAAACACUGAGACUUUGACAGCAGACGAAGUGCGACAAAUAAAUCAUGAGUUUAAUUUUUAUCAUUAUUGGCAAGGACUUGAUCAAAAAAUUGAAGACUCCCCACAGCUGCCACAGGAUUUCCAUGAGAAAUAUGAAGAAUGGUUAGAAGAAAAUGUCUGGGGGUAUAAUUAUAUGUUUUAA
Molecule: messenger RNA, 1870 nt
Organism: Blepharisma stoltei
Lineage: Eukaryota; Ciliophora; Heterotrichea; Heterotrichida; Blepharismidae
Source: the annotation of a GenBank genome assembly